Messenger RNA from Racocetra persica, 137 nucleotides. Lineage: Eukaryota; Fungi; Glomeromycota; Glomeromycetes; Diversisporales; Gigasporaceae. The record is from the annotation of a GenBank genome assembly.
CAUUCUUGAUCAAACAUUUCUGGCUAGUAUAGUUUUGCUAUUUGGUUUAAAAGCAUUUUCAGAGCUGGAUAAUCCUCCAACCAAUAUGACUAUUAGUAUAAUUGAAGCCGCAAGAUUGCAAUCUAAUGCUCUUGCUA